AUGAGCACGAGGCAGAAUACUUUGAAUAUGAAGAACUCGUUGUCCUCAAUGAACACCUUUGGCGGAGCAACUCCAGUUGCGGGUUCUGCUAGGCCAUCGAGGCCCUGUGCUAACUGUACCUGUUCGCCAGGGCUACUUUCUAGGCAAAAUCGCAGGUCGUCCCUGCUUUUGAGGCAAGUUUCGAGCUCAAGGAAAAGGCCCAUAUUGAGGACCAGCGUGGCAACCGGCGGCUCGGGUGAAUCCAUAUAUUCCUCGGACACGAUAUGCCAAGUCAAAAAUGUAAAUACAUCUGAAAGGCUGCUGCAUCUGAGAAGAAAAAUGAGCGAGAAGGAAAUUUGCUGUUAUGUUGUGCCGAGCGAGGACGAACACCAGUCCGAGUACGUGUCUCAGGCUGACCAAAGGAGGUCAUUUAUAUCUGGUUUCACAGGAUCGGCGGGCGUUGCGUGUAUCACCAGGGACCUACUAAACUUCAACAACGAUAAGCCUGAAGGUAAAUCCAUUUUGAGCACCGAUGGGCGCUACUUCAACCAGGCCACUCAGGAACUUGAUUUUAACUGGACGCUCUUGAGGCAAGGUGAAGACAAGAUGACAUGGCCCGAAUGGUGUGUUUAUGAAGCCAAAGAGAUGUCUCUUGCGCUUGGUGGCAAAGAGGCCCGUAUAGGAAUUGACCCUAAACUGAUAAGCUACGACCAGGUUAUUCGCUUUCAAAAAUUGAUAAAGGACAAAACGGACGGGUCUAAAGCUAAGGUUAGCUUAGUCCCCGUUGUUGAAAAUCUCAUAGAUGCUAUCUGGAGCAGAUUCGAACCUCUUCCUGUUAGGGACGCGAACGAUUUAUUGCUGCUCAAUUCACAUUUCACUGGCGAAACUUUCAAAGAAAAAAGAGAGCGGUUGAUGAAUUACUUGAAUGAGAAAACUCCAGGGUGCUCCACGUUUUGCAUCGCUGCCCUGGAUGAGAUUUCUUGGCUGCUCAAUUUAAGAGGUUCGGACAUUGAGUACAAUCCUGUUUUCUACGCCUACCUCCUUGUGCACAACGAGGAGACAAUUCUUUUCACUGAUGACCCAUAUGACGACAAAAUUAAAGGUUAUUUCGAAGACAAUAAUAUAGCUGUCAAAGCAUAUGAAGAUGUUUGGUCUUUCCUUUGUUCAACCGCCACGAAGACCAAAAGCUCCAACGAUGUCAUGGCUAUUGCUUCGGGCUCAUCAUGGGAGAUAGUGCGUAGCCUGGGAAACGCACCCUACAAGCAAAUUCAAUCGCCAUUAGAGCUUUUGAAAGCUGUAAAAAACGAUGUUGAGAUUUCAAACGCCCGUGCUGCUCAGGUCAAGGAUGCAGUAUGCUUGGUUCAGUAUUUUGCUUGGUUAGAGGAGCAGUUAAUCUCUAAAGAAGCACUGAUUGAUGAGUACAAGGCAGCCUGUAAGCUGGUGGAGAUACGCAAAACUCAAAAAAACUUCAUGGGCAAUUCUUUUGAGACGAUAUCCUCAACAGGGCCUAAUGCUGCUAUAAUCCACUAUGCGCCUCCAGCAGAAAAUUCGGCUAUGAUAGACCCUUGCCGUAUUUAUCUUUGCGAUAGCGGCUCGCAAUUUUUGGAGGGAACAACCGACAUUACGAGAACUUUACACUUCACUAAACCUUCUGACGAAGAGGUCAGGAACUAUACACUAGUUCUUAAGGGCAACUUAGCCCUCGAGAGGCUGGUUAUCCCACAAGGCACUUCAGGCUACAAUAUAGACGUGAUUGCAAGGCAGUUUCUGUGGCAGCACGGGCUAGACUACAGGCACGGGACAGGGCACGGAGUGGGCUCAUACUUGAAUGUUCAUGAGGGCCCCAUUGGGAUUGGCUUCAGGCCUCACCUCGGGAACUUCGCCCUGGAAAAGGGUAAUAUAAUAACUAACGAACCCGGUUUCUAUAAGGACGGCGAAUAUGGAAUUCGGAUAGAGAAUGACAUGCUGGUUCAAAAAGCUGAAGGGCUCAAGUUUGGGGAACACGAGUUUUUGAAGUUUGAGAACAUCACCUUGGUGCCAUACUGCAGAAAACUCAUCGACAGGAAACUCUUAACCCACGAGGAAAAGGCGCAAAUCAACAGCUACUAUAAACGCAUAUGGCACACCGUUGUGCCUUUCAUCCAACCUCAAAGUAUUUCUUAUAAAUGGCUCAAGCGUGAGACUGCUCCUUUGUAG
Lachancea thermotolerans CBS 6340 is the source of this 2175-nucleotide messenger RNA. RefSeq names its product aminopeptidase P (gene FRA1). Gene Ontology annotation, molecular function: metalloaminopeptidase activity. The record is from RefSeq and is a predicted model, not a curated record. The coding region runs from base 1 to 2175 and encodes 724 amino acids. Lineage: Eukaryota; Fungi; Ascomycota; Saccharomycetes; Saccharomycetales; Saccharomycetaceae. The transcript has a single exon.